Messenger RNA from Trichosporon asahii var. asahii CBS 2479, 660 nucleotides. RefSeq lists its product as uncharacterized. Bases 1 to 660 code for a protein of 219 amino acids. The record is from RefSeq and is a predicted model, not a curated record. NCBI's taxonomy places the organism in Eukaryota, Fungi, Basidiomycota, Tremellomycetes, Trichosporonales, Trichosporonaceae. The transcript has 2 exons.
AUGCUGAAGUCUGCCAUUUUCGCUCUCACCGCCGCCGCUGCCGCCAACGCGGCCGCUGUGAACACCGCUGCCGGUGGUAUCCAGCUUCACGAGCUCGUCCUGCGUACUGUGCCCGAGGCCUCUGCGGCUGGGAACAACGCUGCCGGCGCGGGCCUGGGCGGGUUCCCGACCUUGGCGCAGCCCGGCUGCGACAACCAGUGCAAGCCCUGGCUGGACAUGAUCAACGCGGACCCCUGCUUCACGGCCGAGACCUGCCCCAACAGCGAGCUGAUGCAGACUGGCAAGCGGAUUUGUGAGAACCUGGACAGCAUCGCUGCCUGUGGAUACUGCAACGUCGCCGCCGAUGACAGGAACGCCGUGUCCGACAGCAUCAAGAAGACCUUCGACGCGUGCCAGAACGCGUACGGCGUUCCCGCCAAGCUCCCCGCCGCCCCGGAGGUCAAGGAGGUCGCUUCGUCCACCCAGAGCGUCAAGGAGGCGGAGACGUCCAAGGCCGCUGCACCCAAGGAGUCGCAGACCUCCAAGGCGGCUGAGGCGCCCAAGGCCUCUGAGCCUGCCAAGGCUGCCGAUGCGUCCAAGCAGGAGAAGAGCGGAGCUGUGGCGCGUACCGCUUCCAUCGCUGCUGUCGCGGUCGGUUUCGCCAUGGCGCUGAUGAUCUAA